UUUUUCCUUGGAGCUUUACAAUUAUGGCAUCACUUCAAUACGUCGCGGACAGCAGUGAAUAUGAUAAUUUUGCCAGGUCCAAUUUCAACUACAGCCAGGGUGUUAAACUUGGUAACGGCAUUGUCAAAUGCAGUGGCCAAGGUGGAUGGGAAGAUAACGGCGACCUUGCUGGAAAGGACACAAGUGAACAAAUUGAAAAAGCAUUUAAAAACGUCGAUCGUGUCUUAAGAAAAGCUGGUUGUAAUGGUUGGCAAGACGUUUAUUCUGUUCGUUCGUACCAUGUCGAACUAAAGAAAUAUCUCGAUAAGUUCGUUGAGGUUUUCAAACAAUGGACGCCAAAUCACCAACCAAUUUGGACUUGCAUUGGCGUUACAGAGUUGGGCGCCCCAAAUAUGAAUGUCGAAAUUGAAGUUGAAGCAUAUAACAAGAAUGCUUAAAUACCAGUAAUUUAUAACGAAUGAAUCCGGUUAAUAUUUGUAUAACUGACUUGAAGUGUGAUAAUAUGCUCUUG
Messenger RNA from Wallemia mellicola CBS 633.66, 511 nucleotides. Its product is annotated as YjgF-like protein. Lineage: Eukaryota; Fungi; Basidiomycota; Wallemiomycetes; Wallemiales; Wallemiaceae. The transcript has a single exon. The record is from RefSeq and is a predicted model, not a curated record. Gene Ontology annotation, cellular component: cytosol. The coding region runs from base 24 to 437 and encodes 137 amino acids. Gene Ontology annotation, molecular function: deaminase activity.